GCAGCAUCAUACGUGUAUUUUUCCGGUCCUUGUCCUUUCUAUUCUUUAGCUUCUGUUCGGUGGCGAGCUAUAGCGCACGGUUCUUAGUAAAGUGCCGGCACAAAAAUGAUGGGAUCACUUAAAAUCGUGUUAUUCUUAGGUGUAAUAUAUUUGUGUAGGGCCGCCGAAGAGGACGUGCUAGAUCUUACAGAUUCAGACUUUUCAUCUGUACUAUCUCAACAUGAUACGGCGCUGGUCAUGUUUUACGCUCCAUGGUGCGGGCAUUGUAAAAGACUGAAGCCGGAGUUCGCGAUGGCGGCCGGCGUGCUGAAGGGCGACGACCCUCAGGUGACGCUGGUGAAGGUGGACUGCACGGAGGGCGGCAAGGCUACCUGCGAGCAGUUCUCAGUCUCCGGAUACCCGACCCUGAAGAUCUUCCGUAAAGGAGAACUGUCUCAGGACUACAAUGGACCUAGGGAGUCAAAUGGCAUCGUCAAAUACAUGCGCGCCCAAGUCGGCCCCAGCUCCAAGGACCUCCUCACCGUGGCCGACUACGAGAACUUCCUCAAGAAGGAUGAGGUCACAGUCAUCGGUUUCUUCGAAAAGGAGAGUGACUUGAAGGGAGAGUUUGUGAAGACUGCUGAUAAGAUGAGGGAGGAGGUUACGUUUGCGCACUCCAGCGCUAAGGAGGUCUUGGACAAGUCUGGUUACAAAGACAACGUAGUCCUGUACCGUCCUAAGCGUCUGCAGAACAAGUUUGAGGAGUCCUCCGUGGUCUACUCCGGCGAUGAUGCUGCUCCUUCUCUCAAGGCCUUCAUCAAGGACAACUACCAUGGCCUGGUCGGAGUGCGCCAAAAGGAUAACAUCGCCGAUUUCUCCAACCCCCUGGUGGUCGCGUACUACGACGUGGACUACAUCAAGAACGCUAAGGGCACCAACUACUGGAGGAACCGUGUACUCAAGGUCGCCAAAGAGCUCCCCGAAGUGACCUUCGCCAUUAGCAGCAAAGAUGAGUUCACCCACGAGCUGAACGAGUACGGCAUCGACUUCGCCAAGGGAGACAAGCCUGUCGUCGCCGGCAGAGACGCCGACGGCAACAAGUACAUCAUGUCCGCUGAAUUCAGCAUCGAGAACCUUCUCCAAUUCACCAAGGACCUUCUCGCCGGCAAACUAGAGCCCUUCAUCAAGUCCGAAGCCGUCCCUGAGCCCAACGACGGCCCCGUCAAGGUCGCCGUCGGCAAGAACUUCAAGAGCUUAGUCACGGAUAGCGGCCGUGACGCGCUCGUCGAGUUCUACGCGCCUUGGUGUGGUCAUUGCCAGAAGCUUACCCCAGUGUGGGAGGAGCUGGGAGAGAAGUUGAAGGGAGAAGACGUUGACAUCGUCAAGAUCGAUGCGACGGCCAACGACUGGCCCAAAUCCUUGUACGACGUGUCAGGAUUCCCCACCAUCUACUGGAAGUCCGCCGACGGCAAGAAACCCGUCAGAUAUAAUGGCGGACGUGCCCUCGACGACUUCAUCAAGUACAUCGCGGAGCAGGCCUCCAGCGAACUCAAGGGCUUCGACAGGAAGGGCAGCGAGAAGAAGCGGGACGAGCUGUAAUCCCAGCAAACAGAUCUGAAGGUACCACUGGUCGCUACUUGUCUCUGUCGCACUGCACUGGAAGAAUGAGAUGGAUAUACGUUUGAAAGCUUCGGCCUACUUUUCUAUUUUGAAGCGCUUUUCUACUCUUUAUAGGUAGUCGGAGUGAAUGACCUUGCGCCGUAAACUCUUAAGUUAGAGUGAGACAGACGUAAAACUUAGGAUGGAUUGUAAGUAGCGACCAGUUGUGCAAUCCUUGUGUGCGAGUGUGUGUCUCAAUCUAAGUGGGAAAAUAUAUAUAAUCUGUAGGCAAGUUACACUGGUAACACUUUGAUAGUACACAACUACACUGAUCCGUUAUUUUUUAAUUCAAGCCUAAGCUAACGUUUCGAGUGUUGCCAGCAUUUAAAUAGAAAUAGUGCCAAUGUGACCGAUUAAUAUAUGGGGCAUGCGCUUGCAUCGACAGCCGUCAAACCAAAUUGUCAGUAAAUAAGAACAAAAAAAAGUUUACAAAUCCUUUUCUUUUGGGUACUAGUACUAGUGUAAGAUAGUAUGAUUCUCUUUGUCUAUGAUUGAAAUGUGACAGUCCUUUGACAAACUAUAGCACUGAAAUGAACAAUGCGAAACGUCGGUAAAUAAAGGUAACAAAAUAAAUUCGCGAUAGACCCGUUUCUAAAUGUGAUUUAAUAAAUGUGAAAGGAGUCCGAAUAAGUGUAGUGGAUGAAGAUGAUAGACCCAAGAAGACACAUUCAAAUGCUUGUACUUUGAAAGCGUCAGAAGCAAGUAUACUUACGAACGGCACAUCAGUCGUGGCCAUUUACUGUAACAGCUUUCAAACUUUGAACAUAAUUAUUGAAAACUGCCCCAAUUUGGAAAGUCUAAUGUUGAUCGACAUGUUGCAAGACUACUCCGAUUCGAAAGGAUUAUGCCAAUAGAAACUGAAUAAUGACGUCAACCGUCUUCUCGUUAGUCAGUACUGACGAUAGCGGAAUGGCUCGAGCCGCCCCGGUUCCCGGUGCGCGUGCGCGUGCGCCGCCCCGGUCCCCGGUCCCCGGAGCGCGUGCGCGUGCGCCGCAGACGCGUCAGGCUGUCGAGUCUCGAUGCGAGCGCAUGCCCCAUAAAUAAUUAGUGUUGCAUGGUACAUUCAAAGUUUAUUUGUACUUUGAAUACAUGCUCGUAGUUGUUUAUUUUUACGCUGGCAACAUUACGUGAAGCGUUAUAUUUAUGACUCGAUAAAAAAUGGCGGAUUUUGUAAAAAGUAAAAACACCUCGUCGAUCUAGUUUUAAAUAGCUUAUAAAUAAUUUAUAGUAUUGUAUUGAAACUGAUAGGCACAAGUCUAAAAAUGUUUUUUUAUAAAACUUUUUGUAAAUGUAACACUGAAAUUGGUUAUUAGCUAGCUUCAUCGUCAUCGGGCAUUAACAAAAUAUUUUUUUGUUACGAGUAUAUCUUAAAUUAAUAUUUACACGCCUAGUGGUCUCAAUCACCAGUAUUUGUUUCUCAUGUUAAGAGGCCGGUGUCGAUUUUAGUCGCAAAAAUAUAAAAUUGAUAGAUUUAGUCGGUGAAAUUGUACACCUUUUAUUACCAAAUUGAAAUAGCAAGUACUGGUUUCUAUUAGCACGUCUUCUUAUCUUGCCUUUUAUUAGAUCAAUUCUUUGAAAA
This is a messenger RNA of Cydia strobilella, 3217 nucleotides long. It is a transcript of the gene ERp57, whose product is annotated as protein disulfide-isomerase A3. Gene Ontology annotation, biological process: protein folding; response to endoplasmic reticulum stress. The transcript has 9 exons. Gene Ontology annotation, molecular function: protein disulfide isomerase activity. The coding region runs from base 106 to 1578 and encodes 490 amino acids. Lineage: Eukaryota; Metazoa; Arthropoda; Insecta; Lepidoptera; Tortricidae. Gene Ontology annotation, cellular component: endoplasmic reticulum. The record is from RefSeq and is a predicted model, not a curated record.